Abrus precatorius (Indian licorice) is the source of this 2274-nucleotide messenger RNA. Its product is annotated as scarecrow-like protein 13. Gene Ontology annotation, molecular function: sequence-specific DNA binding; DNA-binding transcription factor activity. Gene Ontology annotation, cellular component: nucleus. The transcript has 2 exons. Lineage: Eukaryota; Viridiplantae; Streptophyta; Magnoliopsida; Fabales; Fabaceae. The coding region runs from base 394 to 2049 and encodes 551 amino acids. Gene Ontology annotation, biological process: regulation of DNA-templated transcription. The record is from RefSeq and is a predicted model, not a curated record.
AUGAUGUAAUAUUAAAAUCACAACAACGCUCACUGAUUGCUAACCAAUACAUCGUUUUGGACUCUGGAAACGGCUAACACCUCUCUCUCUCUCUUCAAAACUACUCUCUUCCUUCCCAGGAAUCUCUGCCACAUAACACAUAACUGACCCAAGAGCUGCCUCUGAAUCUGAGCUUCAGUCUCAUUAAAAGGUUGUGGCUCUUUGCUCAUAUUUAAAGAAUCUAGCUUCUUACCCAAAUGGAGACCGACCGUCCAACAGAACGGUACAAUUGAGCUUUAUGCAUUUAAUAAAAGGGUGACCUCCAACAGUUGGGAAGCUUUUUUACAAUUACAAAGUUUGACUGCUCAUUAUUCUGAUCACUUUCUCUCAACUGAGUAUAUACAUUUCUUUUAGAUGCAAACGUCUCAGAAACACCCAACUUCAGCUGGUAUCCAUUUAUACCACCAGCCAGUGCAAGGCAUUGAUCCCUACACUCAUUACCAAAUAUUACAAAGCAAUUCAUGCCAUGAUAUCCAUGAGAGUGGCAGUCAGGGAACCAAUAUUUCUUUUGAAGCAUGCAAGGAGCAAUACUUUACCCUGGAAUCAUCUCCACCAAACACAGGUUUCAUAGGUUGUGAUUCUCCUUCUUGUGCAAGCGUAUCAUCCAAUAGGAGUACUUUUUCUCCACAAGCUUCUCAGUCUUACCAUUCAGAUCAACAUCAUUCAUCUGACAACACCUAUGGAUCACCAACAAGUGUACACUCCAGUGCGGAUGAUAGCUAUGAAUUGAAGCACAAACUUAGAGAACUAGAGAUUUCAUUGUUGGGGCCUGAAUCAGAUAUUGUUGACAGUUGUCACUGCCGCUUUGAAGGUGGUCUUAAAGGAGCAUCUCCAUCAGCUAAAUACAAUUGGGAUCAUAUUGCAGAAAUGAUUCCAAAGUUAGACUUGAACGAAGUCCUCAUUCGAUGUGCACAAGCUGUGUCUGAUGAUGAUAUUGAAACUGCUGUAGGCUUGAUGAAUAAUGUAUUGGCAAAGAUGGUAUCCGUUGGGGGUGAUCCAAUUCAAAGGUUAGGUGCUUACAUGUUGGAGGGUCUAAGAGCAAGGUUAGAAUCAUCAGGGAGUCUAAUCUACAAAGCCUUGAGAUGUGAACAACCAGCAAGCAAAGAUCUAAUGAGUUACAUGCACAUCCUGUAUCAAAUUUGCCCAUAUUGGAAGUUUGCUUACAUAUCUGCAAAUGUUAUCAUUGGAGAAGCAAUGCAAAAUGAAUCAAGAAUUAACAUAAUUGACUUCCAAAUUGCACAGGGAACACAAUGGUUGUUACUUAUCCAGGCUCUAGCAAGUCGUCCUGGUGGGCCUCCAUUCAUUCGAAUAACUGGUGUUGAUGAUUCACAAUCAUAUCAUGCCAGGGGUGGAGGACUUCACAUAGUAGGAAAGCGCCUCUCAGAUUAUGCCAAGUCCUGUAAAGUGCCAUUUGAGUUUCACAGUGUUGCCAUGUCUGGCUCUGAGGUUGAACUAGAAAACCUAAUGGUUCAACCCGGUGAAGCUCUUGCUGUAAAUUUCCCUUUUGUUUUGCAUCACAUGCCAGAUGAGAGUGUGAGCACAGAGAACCAUAGAGACAGGCUAUUGAGAUUGGUGAAGAGCUUGUCGCCCAAAGUCGUGACCCUUGUUGAGCAAGAAUCCAACACCAACACUUCUCCAUUUUUCCAAAGGUUUGUUGAGACCUUGAACUAUUACACUGCUAUGUUUGAGUCAAUAGAUGUGGCCCUCCCAAGAGAUGAUAAACAAAGGAUUAGUGCAGAACAACAUUGUGUGGCUCGUGACAUUGUUAACAUGAUAGCUUGUGAGGGACCAGAGAGGGUGGAAAGGCAUGAACUCUUGGGAAAGUGGAGGUCAAGAUUUUCAAUGGCUGGUUUUUUACCAUGCCCUUUGAGUUCCUCAGUGACUGCUGCAGUUAGAAAUAUGUUGAAUGAAUUCAAUGAAAAUUUUAGGCUUGAGCAAAGAGAUGGUGCUCUGUAUCUAGCUUGGAAGAAGAGAUUUAUGUGCACCUCUUCUGCUUGGAGAUGUUACUGAGUGUAUGUAUAUUUCUUUUUGGACCUUCAGAAAUAAUUCAGUCAUUUCCGCAGUAUCUUAACAGGACUAGAGCCUAGAGACUUAGCUCUGUUCCAUGCUGAAUCUUUAAACUUGUUGUAAUGUACAUGUCAAUACUAGAAUGAAAGAAAAAGAAUCCUCAUAGUUACGUGCCACUUUUGCAGUCUUUAUAUAAUAUAGUAAUUACUUGGUGAUGAUCUGACUACA